AUGCGCUAGCUUGCUCAACAAGCCCAACCAUUGGGGUAGAAGCUUCGCUCAGAGCUAUCCAGAAAACCACCACGAAAAGCUCACAACAUCAAAACCAAGAACCUCUCCAAACAAAACAAAGCAGCAUCCUGUCACAACACAAAAAUCUCACCCUCAAAAACAAAAUCAUCAAAAUGAGUUCCAACCAGACCCAAACCACCGCCUCGCAGACCACAUCCACUCAAGAACAAGAUGUUCGCCUCUACAUGCCCUCUCUUGGAAUGUUCAAGGCGUGCAGUUUGACUCUUGGGUUGUUGGUUGGUGCAUUCAUUUAUCUCAGUACGCUUGGAGCUGAAUUCGUCGCUGUCAUGGUGUUCGGAAAAGAAAUCCUCGACAAGAGCAACAACGAGCUGGUCCUCUUCUCUCUCGGAUGGAAUCUGGUCACGACUUGCAUUGCUCUUGUUGUCUUGGCCACCUUACGCCGCCUCGUCGCAACAGUCUUCACCGCAACUGUUUCAGAGUCUCGUUCCCAGGACAAUAUUGACAAUCUUUCCUCCGAGCUGCUCGCUUACGUGGAGGGACGCUUUGCUGUUGGAGCCUUGGUUGGAAUUUGCAUUUCCUGGAACCUCACCAACAUGGUCCUUGGCAUGCGGCCUCAAGUUAUCCAGAGCUGCAUAAUUUUGGCGGUCGCCUGUCUGUGGUGCAGGUUGACUAUCAUCCUUCUGGCCCAGCCCAGUGAAGCUUUGAUCCACGACGACAGUGAAGAAGGAGAAAGCGCGAAGGAGAUCCAGUACGAGGACGACAAAGCAGAGCCCCUUCUUCGCACAGUUUGAAGUUUUCGUUCCACAAUCUACGGAACUGCACGCCAACAACCACUCAUCUCCCACCAAUCUACUGUCAGCCUCCUCGACAAUCGAAAUCUCUUCACACCAGCCAAAAAGAAAUAGCAACCUACACAAUAAAAGCAGUAACAAUAUGUUUUAAGAAGU
Seminavis robusta is the source of this 968-nucleotide messenger RNA. NCBI's taxonomy places the organism in Eukaryota, Bacillariophyta, Bacillariophyceae, Naviculales, Naviculaceae. The record is from the annotation of a GenBank genome assembly.